This is a messenger RNA of Lactuca virosa, 579 nucleotides long. NCBI's taxonomy places the organism in Eukaryota, Viridiplantae, Streptophyta, Magnoliopsida, Asterales, Asteraceae. The record is from the annotation of a GenBank genome assembly.
AUGAAGGCUCUUUUAUUGGACAACAUUGUCACCAAGGAGUUUUAUAAUAUAAGAGUAGGCAUAAGAGGAUUGAUACCAAUUGAAACGCCGAUCCAGAUAUACGUCGAGGAUAUGGCACCAAAACAGCCUAACACAGGCCUCUUUGUUGGAUUGAACAAAGGUCAUGUUGUGACUAAGAAGGAGUUAGCUCCUCGCCCAUCUGAUAGAAAAGGCAAAACAAGCAAAAGGUCGCAUUUUGUGAGGAAUUUAAUCCGUGAGGUAGCUGGAUUUGCACCAUAUGAGAAGAGGAUUACUGAGUUGUUGAAAGUUGGAAAGGACAAACGUGCCCUUAAGGUCGCCAAGAGAAAGUUGGGUACCCACAAGAGAGCAAAGAAGAAGAGAGAGGAGAUGUCAAGUGUUCUUCGCAAGAUGAGGUCUGGUGGAGGUGCAGAGAAGAAGAAGAAGUUUAUGAAGAUGUGUAACUACAUUAAACAUCUCCAUGAAACAACAAAUUGGAAAUCUGUGGAAUGUGCAGCUAAAGACAGAGUUUUAGCAGUUCAAAUGGGUGCCUGUCACAUGUGGCUGAAUGACCAAAGAUAA